AUGGCAAGAAGUGGUGGAGAUCACUACGCUACGACAAAGCCCGAAGGACAGCUGCUACUCCUACUCCAACAUGUAGCCCCCCGCACGGCACCACAUGUAUUAUCACUACCCCCUGGGCCAUGUCCAAAGUUCUUUACCAGAAAUGUUCAUCAACUGCCAAAGAACGAGCCUUGGCGGAUGUAUGCUACGUGGGCUGAAAGCUAUGGGCCCAUAAUCUCCUUCCGCGUGCCUAACCAGCAGUUCAUAGUGCUCAGCUCCCUAAAAUCGGCUACUAAAUUGCUCGAUUUACGCGCCACUACGUAUUCUGAUCGUCCAAGAAUAUGGAUGAUGGAACUUGCGAAGCUGAAUCUGAACGUGUUCAACAUAUCUUUCACUCACCCGUAUUUCAAGACGUAUCGUACGUUCCUCAAGAACAGUCUGAGUACCCGCACUAUACAAACCUAUCAGUCGCUGCAAACUGAACAAUCUCGUGUGCUGCUUGAUCUUCUACACAAGAACCCCGAACAUUUCGCCGGUCACAUCAAAAGGAAUACAGCGGCCGUUAUCCUUUAUCUCGCAUAUGGCUGGAAGGUCAUCGACAAUGACGAUUAUUGGAUACGUAAACUACAAGAUGGCUUUGAAUCCAGUGCCAUGCUAUCCCAGCCUGGACGUUGGUUCGUCGAAGUGAUGCCAUCACUGUGUUUCUUACCUUCAUGGUUUCCAGGGGCAGGUUUCAAGCGCGUGGCCUUUCACAUCGGGCAAAGGUUAAGUAGGCUUGACGGAACACCAUUUAACUGGACUAAACAGCAAAUACAAAGCGGCAAUUAUACGCAUUCCUUCAUUUCAGAGCAGCUCCUUCAGGAGGAUGGGUCCACGGUCAGCGCCCAACAAGAAGAAAUUGCCACGUGGUGUAGUCAUGGGAUCUAUGCAGCGGGAGCUGACACCACAGCAUCAUCCUUGACAUCUUUUAUUCUGGCGAUGAUGCUCUAUCCCGAGGUGCAGAAACAUGCUCAGGCAGAGAUCGAUGCCAUCGUGGGUCAGGACCAAUUUCCCGCGUUCAAGGACAGAGAAAAGCUUCCGUACAUCGGUGCGCUCAUUCAGGAGCUCCUCCGAUGGGCACCCGCGGCUCCGCAAGGGCUCCCGCACCACGCAAUGGGGGAAGGCGUCUACGAAGGAUACCGCAUACCAAAGGGUGCGAUCGUCAUCGCAAACAUUUUUUCCAUCUCGCGGGAUAAAGAAAUGUACCCUGACCCAUCGGAGUUCAGGCCUGAGCGCUUCCUCGGUCCCUCGCCCCAAUUCGACCCCCGCAAGUUCAUCUUUGGGUUCGGGCACCGUAGAUGCCCUGGGUUACAUCUUGCCGAAGCCUCGUUGUACCUCAAUAUCUCUUGUAUCCUUGCUGCGUUCACGAUCGCCAAACAGCUUGAUGAGAUGGGGGAAGAGAUCACACCUCCUGUAGAGUUCGAGAAUGUUGGUGUACUCUGGUACCCUAAACCAUUCAAGUGCAGGUUCAUCCCAAGGAACAAGGAUCUGUUGGCAACUCUCUCGCAAUAAUUAGCAUAUCAACCGACCUGGGCGAAACCCCAUGGAUUAGUAUGUUUACAGUAGAUCAUCAAGUGGUGCUGUGAUUGCAUGAUUGCUUGGUACUGAGAGAAUUCAAGCGGUCACGCAGCCAUCUGCACUUUUUUCGCGUUAGCAGCCAUGAAUCUCAUUCAGUAUCUUCAAUGUAUUAGCCUAUUGACGCUCGUCUAUUUCAUCCUUAUCCGGUCC
This is a messenger RNA of Suillus subalutaceus, 1746 nucleotides long. RefSeq names its product cytochrome P450. The transcript has 10 exons. The coding region runs from base 1 to 1530 and encodes 509 amino acids. The record is from RefSeq and is a predicted model, not a curated record. Lineage: Eukaryota; Fungi; Basidiomycota; Agaricomycetes; Boletales; Suillaceae. Gene Ontology annotation, molecular function: iron ion binding; heme binding; monooxygenase activity.